Molecule: messenger RNA, 2836 nt
Organism: Cyprinodon tularosa
Lineage: Eukaryota; Metazoa; Chordata; Actinopteri; Cyprinodontiformes; Cyprinodontidae
Product: sodium/potassium/calcium exchanger 3-like
Exons: 17
Coding region: 325-2073 (582 amino acids)
Biological process (GO): calcium ion transmembrane transport; intracellular calcium ion homeostasis
Cellular component (GO): membrane
Molecular function (GO): calcium, potassium:sodium antiporter activity; calcium channel activity
Source: RefSeq, a predicted model, not a curated record
GAAUUAGUGGAUAUUUUAGUGAAUUUAGAGACCCACCCAGCUGAUGGAGCUUUGCGCCCCGCCCAGGAGGAGAAAAUCCCCAACUGGAUGUCAUUUGGAGCAGAAUGGAUGCUGAGACGGUCUGAUUCAGGGGAAGUUUAUAAAUAGAUGGUGAUUCAUCAGCUGCUCUCCCUCACUGGAUGCUGAGGAAGGGCCGCUGCUUCCUGGCGUCCCCCCGCUGAUUCUGAUGGAGAUCCCAGACCACUGAGCGACAGGACAGGUAGAUCCGCUCCAGAGGAGGAUGUUUAUGAUUUAAGUGCCCGAAGAGCGGCUGCGGUUGGCGGGAUGAAGGCUCCGAGGAGACCGAGGCAGACGCUGCUCCUUCCCCGGCUCUGCAUCAGCGGGCUGGCUCUGCUCGCAGCUCUCUGCGCCUCUCACUUUACCGGAGGCUCUCAUAACCAACCUGGGCAGAAUGGCAGGCAUCUGUCUAAAAGAGAGCAAAUAGUGGACAACCAGAACAUCAGCAUUUCAAGAUCUGCUGUACACGAGUUCCCAGUGGACAUCUUUACUUUGAGUCAGAAAAGACAGGGAGCAGUGCUUCUGCAUGUUUUCUGUGCUAUCUACAUGUUUCAUGCUCUGGCCAUUGUAUGUGAUGUUUACUUUGUGCCAUCACUGGAAAAAGUCUCAGAGAACCUUCAGCUCAGUCAAGAUGUUGCCGGGGCAACCUUCAUGGCAGCUGGGAGCUCCGCCCCUGAACUCUUCACCUCUUUGAUUGGCGUGUUCAUCACAAAGGGAGAUGUAGGGGUGGGGACUAUUGUGGGAUCAGCUGUUUUUAACAUCCUGGUCAUUAUUGGCCUCUGCGGCAUCUUCUCCGGACAGCCCAUUUCCCUGAGCUGGUGGCCUCUUUUCCGUGAUGCUGUUUUUUAUAUCCUGUCUAUAUUGGUGCUUAUUCUGGUGAUCUAUGAUGAAAAGGUCCUGUGGUGGGAGACCAUCAUCCUCAUCACCAUGUAUGGGAUUUAUAUAGUCAUCAUGAAGUUUAACAGACGCCUGUGCUGCCUGGUGGAGAGACACUGCAGCGUGGACGGCCAGCCAUGUCUGAGCAGUCUGCGUCGGACGACCGCUGUGGGCAGCGUUGGAGACGGUGAAAACGACAUGGUGCCGCUCAAGCCAGACUCGUGUGUGGUGGCCAGUCAGGACUCCAGCCUGGUGACGUCAGACGAGCUACUAAACCUUCGGCCUCCACAGCUCAGCUUUUCAGAGAGACAGAGGCUGAUUAGAGCUCGAGUCAGCCCAGAGGAAGGCCUGGGGGAGGAAAGGUCUGGUGCUGGCGGGGGCUGGAGGAGAGAAAACGGGGCAGCGGCUGAAGGAGAACGGCAGCUGCAGGAGGAAGACAGGGAAGGGGGCAUGGACUCAGGAGGAGAGACAGGUGGGGGUGCACCACUGAAAGAUGAAGGGGAGGAAGAGGAAGACCAGGAGGAAGAAGAGGAGGAGAACUCUCCCUUCAAACCCUUCAUCCUACCAGAUGGCUGGUGUGUCCGCCUGCAGUGGUUGCUCUCCUGGCCGCUGAGUUUCAUCCUGUACUGCACCAUCCCCGACUGUAACCAACCACGAUGGGAGCGCUGGUAUCUGAUCACCUUCCUGUCCUCCACUCUCUGGAUAGCCCUGUUCUCCUACCUCAUGGUCUGGAUGGUGACCAUCAUCAGCUACACCCUCGGGAUCCCAGACGUCAUCAUGGGAAUCACCUUCCUUGCGGCUGGCACCAGUGUUCCUGACUGCAUGGCCAGCCUCAUUGUCGCCAGGCAGGGGAUGGGGGACAUGGCAGUGUCCAACUCUAUUGGGAGUAAUAUCUUUGAUGUGCUGCUGGGCCUGGGCUUCCCCUGGGCACUGAGGACUCUCAUAGUCAGCUAUGGAUCAGUGGUGACAAUCAACAGUAAAGGCCUGGUGUACUCUGUUAUACUGCUGCUGGCCUCUGUCACUCUCACUGUCCUGUGUGUUCAUCUGAACCGCUGGAAGUUGGACCGCAGGCUGGGCCUCUGUCUCCUGCUGCUAUACGCCAUCUUCCUUCUCUGCUCUGUCGGCUUCGAAAGGCUGUAGAGCAGAAACAAACCCGUCCCAUAAACACAGACAGGUUGCCCCGAUUCGUUUUCCUCUUUUGUCGACAGCAUCAAAUCUACACAACCAUGCGUUUGAAAUAAAUAUCGUAGUGGCUGUAGAUGUUACUGAGACACCGGAUGUCUAUGAGUGAAGUUUACCUUUGAUAAAUGAGUAUUUUAAAUAGUUUUGUACUAAAGCACUUGAGAACCCCAGAAGAAAAGCACGUUGUGUCACAAAAAGUUUCUAAAAUGAAAAAUGUAUAUUCUUGAACCCCAAAGUGAGUUAAGAUCUUAGUAUUGGAAACAUAACCUAAGAGAAAUGUUUAUGUGUUAAGGUUUACAGAUUUGCUUCCCAGUUUCUGCACUUUUAUCAUGUUAAGUGUCCUCUUUUCUAUCCCAGUUCUGUGUUUGUGACUUUGAACGACACAGCAUGGUCAUCCCAGUGUUUGCACUAACUCACUGUUAUCCUGCCCAAAAGCUUACCAACUAGAAUGUCUAUUUGAAGGGUCUUUGAGUAACAUUCCUGAGUUUUAAGUGCAAUGAUUCUUCUGCACUGUUGCCCCUUUGUGCUUAAAAAAAUGAAUCACCUUUCUAUUGAUCGCCUGCUCUAAAAUUCAAACUUUGGAACAGAAAUCUGUGUUUGGUGUUACAACCAGUUCUCUGCUGAUUUCUAAAAACAAAAUCAUUUGCAUCAAGAAAAUUACUAUUUAUUUACUAAAAAAAAUAAAUCUAUUAAAUUGUCAAAUACUGACACCUAUUUAUUU